Molecule: messenger RNA, 1595 nt
Organism: Terrapene triunguis (Three-toed box turtle)
Lineage: Eukaryota; Metazoa; Chordata; Testudines; Emydidae
Gene: VRK1
Product: VRK serine/threonine kinase 1
Exons: 14
Coding region: 98-1432 (444 amino acids)
Biological process (GO): peptidyl-serine phosphorylation; signal transduction
Cellular component (GO): cytoplasm; nucleus
Molecular function (GO): protein serine/threonine kinase activity; ATP binding
Source: RefSeq, a predicted model, not a curated record
CGGGCGGGCUGCCUGAGGGCUCAUGCAGUGCGGGAAUUUCGGACGGGGAAGAAGGAGCUGUUGGGCCGGGCCCGGCUCCUGAGACCCAGCAGUGAAAAUGCCAUAUAUAAAGAAGACAUCUGGAAAAAGAGGUCCUGUGAAGAGGAAGCUUGCGGAAGAGUUUGCUCCUGGAGAAGUGUUAACAGACACAUCAAAAAAAGAGUGGAAAUUAGGCAUGCCUAUAGGUCAAGGUGGCUUUGGAUGCCUAUAUCUUGCUGAUGUUAAUUCUUCAAAAUCGGUUGGCAGUGAUGCACCCUAUGUUAUAAAAGUGGAACCCAGCCAGAAUGGACCUCUUUUUACUGAAUUAAAGUUCUACAUGCGAGCUGCUAAACCAGAGCAAAUUCAGAAAUGGACUAGUUCCCAUAAACUGAAGUACUUAGGUGUACCGAAGUACUGGGGCUCUGGCUUGCAUCAAAAAAAUGGGAACAGCUAUAGGUUUAUGGUAAUGGACCGAUUUGGGAGAGAUCUUCAGAAAAUUUAUGAAGAGAAUGCAAAGCAGUUUGCACACAAAACUGUGUUAAAAUUAAGCUUGAGAAUACUUGAUAUUCUGGAAUAUAUCCAUGAGCAUGAAUAUGUGCAUGGAGACAUCAAGGCCUCAAACCUUCUCCUGAGCUACAAGAAUCUUAAUCAGGUGUACUUGGUUGAUUAUGGCCUUGCUUAUCGAUACUGUCCAGAAGGAGUGCACAAAAAAUAUAAAGAAGACCCCAAAAGAUGUCACGAUGGUACAAUUGAAUAUACUAGUAUUGAUGCACAUAAGGGUGUGGCUCCAUCAAGACGGGGUGACUUGGAAAUUCUAGGUUACUGUAUGAUUCAUUGGCUCAGUGGCCAUCUACCAUGGGAGGACAAUUUAAAAGACCCCAACUAUGUCAGAGAUUCAAAAAUUAGAUAUAGUGAGAAUAUUACAGAUUUGAUGAACAAGUGCUUUCCUGAGACAGAAAAACCAGAUGAAAUAGCCAAGUACAUGGAAAAGGUGAAGUUAUUGAGCUAUGAAGAGAAACCUCUUUAUCAGCAUUUCCGAGAAAUACUUUUGCAAGGUCUUAAGGCUAUUGGGCAAAAGGAUGAUGGCAUACUGGACUUCAGUUUUUCAGAGAAUGGAGAUUUGCGAACCAAGCCUGUACAAAAGAAGAAAAGAAAGGCAGCGGCAUCAGCAGCAGCCACAACAGAGGAAAGCACUGGAACAGACAUGGAAGAUGUGGAAAGUCCACGAAAGAAGAGACCUGCUCGUUGUAGAAACGCUGACUCCUCAGGACCAAUUCCUCACAGCAUGUUACAGCCAGAGGCUAGCAGCAGCAGCAGCUUACAACAAUUCAGAAGCCACCAAAACACUGAAGAAAAGUUCACCGAAAGACAGAAGAACCAGAAAGAGAGUCCAGAAGUAGAAGAACUAGAAUAAUGUGCUCCUCUUCUUUGCUUCGCUUUGUUUGGCUAAUGUAAUGCUGGAAUCUUUGCUUCUCUUUUUAAUGUUUAUUUUUAGAGGAUUUGAAAAAUGGCUAUGCUGCAGUUUGUACCUUGUUUGGAAGAAUAAAUGUUUUAUUAAAGUGUAUUUGUGUACUCCA